AUGUUUGCAUAUAAAUUACAUCAAGUUUUGUUUAUAUUUAUUGUUAAUGGUUGUUAUUGUCAAAGGCGAAUUAAAGAUGGCGAAGCUGUGAAGGAUCCUAAAAAUUACAUGGUAUACCUCGUCAAGUCACCAGUAUCACCUCAAAACUACGAUGGCUGGUUAUGCGGUGGGGCGCUCGUCUCUCCUGAGUACAUAGUGACGUCAGCGGCAUGCGUCAGUGACGUCAUACACCUAUAUGCUGUAGCCGGGUAUGACAAAUAUGUACGAGACACUGAGAUAAACGUCGAUCCUUGUACAAAGGCUAAGAAGAAGAAAGUUGUGCUCAUUUGCACACCUCAGGCUUACGAGCUUAGUUACGAACAAGUUGAGAAAUGGUCUUUCAUCGAUAUCGCCGUGGUGAAAGUCGAAACGCCUUAUGAUUUUAAAGACGCCACAUACUCGACCACUUGCUCAUACACGCCAAAUGCUAUUACCAUCAACUAUCAAACGAAAUAUCAGGAACCUAAAGUGGACGCUAUAGUAUUCGGUUGGGGUCAUACAAAGAAUUGGAGAAAUCUAAAUGACCCAACCGAUUUAAACCAGGAGAGAUUGAUGUUCGCUCCUACGCUAAUACAAGACAAAGAAGAAUGCAAGAAAGGAUACACAGCUUAUAAUGGAAUGGAUCAAAUAAUAGACAAGUAUAUGAUCUGUACUUUCGAAAAGGGUAACAUCAAUGAUGCGGGAAUGACAAUACUUAAGACACCACCCACAGCCGAAGGAUGUGAUACGAAAGUGAAAAGACUUCAGGGGAGCGAAACUGCAUACUGUGAAAAUGCCAACAGUCCUGGUAUUGAAGUAGCCUUGAUUGAAACAAGAAAAGACAUCAAACCUAUCAAUCAAACGAUUCACAAUUUAAACCAAACACAUAGAAGAAAUCUUAACGAUAUAACAAAUGUUGUUGAUGUAAAACUUAGUGAGAACGUUGGCAAAAAUAUUAAGAAAAAUUAUGAUCAAAAGCUUACUUAUCGUAGUAGCGAUAUUUAUAAGCAGGCUUUAGAUAGCAACAGUACCCAUAAUAACACUUUGCAACAUAAAGAAGAGAGAAGAUAUUUUUCGAGAAGACACGGAAUUUGUCAGAAUGACCAUGGAGGUCCGUUAGUUACAUGGGUAGGUUCUCAUGAAGUUCUCAUCGGUGUUGCAUCCGUAUUUAAGAUAACAGAACAACGUGAAUGCAUCGGACCAUACUUGUUUACAAGCACGCAAUGCAACGGCGCUUUUUUGGACUGUAUACUAAAAAAUGAUAACACUAAAGAUCAACAACAAAGACGUGCAAUAUGUGAUGCCGAAUUCGGAUUUAAGUUGGUUGAAACGCAAAUAUCUUGGAAAGAUCACCCUGACGGGCCUGCGGAGAAUGAAAACAACACAGCUGAUUCAAAUUUAACCUAUCAUGCAACAAUCGAUCUCAAGUUUGAAAAACAAAAACCAAUUGAUUUACACACUCUUACUAAUGUGUCCUCUCCUUUCGAAAACUUAACAUCUACGAACCAAGUUUCAUUCAAAAUAAAUCCGCUUAGCAAUGAAAACCCAACGAGAAACACAACAGACAAAAAUUUUGCUGUUACCACUCCCACAAAUUUAACAAAUACAACUUUGAAUAAAAACGAUUCUACUUUAUUAACAAAUAUUGCGUUAAAACUUUUAACUAACGUAACAACAAUUAAAAAUUUGAAUGAUCUGUCUUCUCAAUUAAACAAGGCUGCAUCUACAUUAGAACUUAAAAGUGCUUCAUCUGUAGAUUUAAUUAAUGUUACAACUUCAAAUGUUACUUCUACUACAACUUCAAGUACAAUUAAAGUAACAUCUUCUGCUUCUGUUAAAUCCACUCCAGCGUCUAUACAAAACGUCACUUCGUCAAUAUCUUUUAAUUUAAGUAAUAUUACAUUAAGUACCGUAACAAAUUCAGUAACGAGUACUGUUUCUGCAGAUCUUAAGAAUACCACAACUAGUAAACCAACAUCUACAAACCAAUUUUCAUUCAAAAUAAAUCCGCUUAGCAAUGAAAAACCAACGAGAACCACAACAGAUAAAAAUUUUGCUGUUACCACUCCCACAAAUUUAACAAAUGCAAAUUUGAAUAAAGACGAUUCUACUUUACUAACAAAUAUUGCGUUAAAGCUUUUAACUAACGUAACAUCAAUUAAAAAUUUAAAUGAUCUGUCUUCUGAAUUACACAAAGCUGCAUCUACAUUAGAACUUAAAAGUGCUUCAUCUGUAGAUUUAAAUAAUGUUACAACUUCAAAUGUUACUUCUACUACAACUUCAAGUACAAUAAAAGUAACAUCUUCUGCUUCUGUUAAAUCCACUCCAGCAUCUAUAAAAAACGUCACUUCGUCAAUAUCUUUUAAUUUAAGUAAUACUACAUUAAGAACACUAGUACACAUUAGUAAAGAAACAAAUGCAGUAACGAGUACUGUUUCUGCAGACCUUAAGAAUACGACACUAGUUGUUGUCACGCCAACAUCUAAAACUGUAAGCUAAUACAUUGUCUUAUAAGUA
Molecule: messenger RNA, 2535 nt
Organism: Helicoverpa zea (corn earworm)
Lineage: Eukaryota; Metazoa; Arthropoda; Insecta; Lepidoptera; Noctuidae
Product: dual specificity protein kinase splB-like
Exons: 9
Coding region: 1-2517 (838 amino acids)
Biological process (GO): proteolysis
Molecular function (GO): serine-type endopeptidase activity
Source: RefSeq, a predicted model, not a curated record